Camellia sinensis is the source of this 1231-nucleotide messenger RNA. Lineage: Eukaryota; Viridiplantae; Streptophyta; Magnoliopsida; Ericales; Theaceae. The record is from RefSeq and is a predicted model, not a curated record.
UGAAAUGGAGGGCCAAUUUAGUGGGUAGGAGAGAGGAGUUUUAAACUUACUCAAAACAAUUAGUUUUUCACAUUCUCUUUCCUAAUUGACAAUUGGAAACAAUCUGGCACCAGUCAAAGUUAAAACUUUCUUAAAAUUCAGUUCAAACUCACCUGUAGUUUUUUGACUUCCUUAUCUUGAUAGUCGUGCAGGUUUUCCUUAUGGGGCUGCAGAAAUAUUUUCACUCAUGCAACACAUGGGAUGUGAACCAGAUAGAGCUUCAUAUAACAUUAUGAUGGAUGCAUAUGGUAGAGCCGGUCUGUAUGAUGAUGCGCAAGCAGUGUUUGAAGAGAUGAAGCGGCUUGAGAUAACCCCAACUAUGAAAUCACACAUGCUACUUUUGUCGGCCUACUCAAAAAUUGGUAAUGUGGCAAAAUGUGAAGAAAUUGUGGGCCAAAUUCACAAAUCCGGGCUCAAACCAGACACAUUUGUCAUCAAUAGUAUGUUGAACCUCUAUGGCCGGGUAGGCCAACUAGAGAAGAUGGAACAGGUUCUAAAGGCUAUGGAAAAGGGACCAUUUGUAGCCGAUAUUAGCACGUACAACAUUUUGAUCAAUAUAUAUGGAAGGGCUGGUUUUUUUGACAAAAUGGAAGAGUUGUUUGAAUUGAUUCGUGCUAAGAACUUGAAACCGGAUGUGGUGACUUGGACAUCGCGGAUUGGAGCUUACUCGAGGAAGAAACAAUACCAAAGAUGUUUGGAAAUAUUUGAAGAAAUGAUUGAUGACGGUUGUUACCCGGAUGGAGGAACUGCUAAAGUACUCCUCUCAGCGUGUUCUAGCGAAGAUCAGAUUGAACAAAUUACUACUGUAAUUAGAACAAUGCACAAGGAAAUGAAGACAUCAUUGCCAACUUGAUGAAUGUAUGUGACACGCCACCUUCUCAAGUAUUCGAAUGCUGCAGCUACAAAUUUCAACCAACUCUACUACAACCCAAAAUUCAAGCAAAUCAUGUACUUCUUUUUCUCAAAUUAUAAGGUCCAGAAUAUCUUAAGUUCAAUUGAUGUAGCAUUCUAUCUUCCUUCCGUAUAAGCUUUAGCAAAAUUGUAAGGUCCAAAUUUUGAGUUCCUCGUGCACUAGGCUGUCCUUUUUAGAUGGACUCAUGUAUUUGUGUUUGUAUUACAUGGAUGCCUAUACUUGGGAUUUGUUAUUGAUAAUUAAAGUAUAAAAAAAAUAUUGAAAUAUUUAAGUACUAAA